AUGCAGCAGCCGAAGCCACAGCACGCCAUUCCCCGAGGAGCCCUGGCUCGGGGAGGCAGAGGCAGAGAACGCCCAACUGGCCCCACGCCCCUUCAGCCACUUCCUGAGGAGCCGUCCCGGUGGAAGUGCCAACUGGAUUGGCAGGCGGCGGCCGUCCAGGGAGGCUCUGGAAGAGACCUGAGCUUUCCACUGAGGGCCUGGAGGCAUGUGAACCCUGGAGGCUGGCUGCUCACCUCACCCCAGAGCUCUGUCCCCAGCCCCAGGGCUCCCGUGCUAGGCCAGUGUUUAAACGGGGGGCAGCUUUUGGUCCCACUCUGCCACCCAGGCCUGGUGGGAUGA
Rangifer tarandus platyrhynchus (Svalbard reindeer) is the source of this 339-nucleotide messenger RNA. NCBI's taxonomy places the organism in Eukaryota, Metazoa, Chordata, Mammalia, Artiodactyla, Cervidae. The record is from the annotation of a GenBank genome assembly.